AUGGCCAUUAUCGGUGCUGGCUUUGAUGACCAUUCCUUCAGUAGUGAAGACACUUAUAGCCACGUCUUCACAGACACAAAAACUGCCACAGUCAAAGGCUUGUACUUUCAGCGUGCUCAGCUGCUCUGUGGGCCAGCAUCGAGCCAGUACCUCGAUCCCUCCCAGCAGGCCCUUAUCAAUGUGGGGGGCAUCCGGUACGCCUUCCCCUGGACCACCCUGGAGGAUUUCCCCCAGAGCCGUCUGAGUCGCCUGCGCUUCUGCACUUCUCUUAGGGAGGUAGCAGAGUUUUGUGAUGACUAUGACGAGCUGCGACAUGAAUUCUUCUUUGACCGUGACCCUUUAGCCUUUCGGGCCAUACUGAACUUCCUGGCAAAAGGAAAGUUACGUUUGCUGCAGGAUGUCUGCAACGUGGCCCUGCAUGGUGAGCUGCUGUAUUGGGGCAUUGAUGUUAGACAUAUGGAGCCCUGCUGCCGCCACCGGGUGAUCUGCUCUGUGGAGGAGGUGGCCGAGCACCAGCGCAAGGAGGACGAGUGGCGGCAGAGAAGGAGGGCACUGAGGGCUCCUGUGGUAGAGGGCAGCCUGUUCCGCAUGAUUGGAGAGGCAGUGGAGAACCCUCAUUCAGGUUUAGCAGGGAAAGUGUUUGCUUUUCUGUCUGUCGUGAUGGUAGUGGUCACUGUGAUCAGCUUGUGUAUCAGCACCAUGUCAGACCAACAACAAGAAGAAGCCAUGGGUAGAUGCUCCCAAAAGUGCCGCAGCUUGUUUAUGCUGGAGUCUAUUUGUGUUGCUUGGUUCUCCUUAGAGUUUCUAGUGCGAUUCUUUCACGCAAAGAGCAAGCUGGAGUUUGCCCGUGGCCCUCUGAACGUAAUUGAUGCUGCUGCCAUCUUUCCCUACUAUGUCUCCCUGUUGGUGGAUCUCAGGGAUGAGUCUGUUCAGGAUAUUGUGACCAGUGCAGGGAGGAGCAACCUGGAUAAACUGGGUCUUAUCCUGCGUGUGAUGAGGGCAUUGCGUAUCAUGUAUGUGAUGAGGCUGGCCCGCCACUCUCUGGGUCUGCAGACCUUGGGGCUUACCAUUCAGCGGAGUAUGACAGACUUUGGAUUGCUGCUUCUCUUUGUGUGUUUCGCUGUGACGCUCUUCUCCCCACUUGUACAUCUGGCUGAGAGUGAGCUGGCUCCAAAUGCUGCCAGGUCCCCGCAGUUCAGCUUCAGCAGCAUCCCAGCAUCAUACUGGUGGUCCAUUAUCUCGGUGACCACAGUGGGGUACGGUGACAUGGUGCCCCGCAGCAUCCCUGGCCAACUGGCAGCGCUGAUCAGCAUCUUAUCAGGAAUCCUCAUUCUAUCUUUCCCUUCCACAUCCAUCUUCCACACAUUCCUCCACACCUACACCGAGCUCAAGGAGGAGCACAAGAGGUUGUGGAAGGAGGAGAGAGGGGCUGAGCUUGCCACUGAAGCUGAGGAAAGCAUAAAAGAAAGAGAAACUUGGCCUGAUAACUGGCCAGAAAAUGAUUUUUUACCUGGUGUGGAUGAUCCUUAUUACCUUUUCAUGUCAGACAUUACAGUGUUGGCUCGGAGCAACUCUCUUCGGUGA
Molecule: messenger RNA, 1584 nt
Organism: Epinephelus fuscoguttatus (brown-marbled grouper)
Lineage: Eukaryota; Metazoa; Chordata; Actinopteri; Perciformes; Serranidae
Product: potassium voltage-gated channel subfamily G member 4-like
Exons: 2
Coding region: 1-1584 (527 amino acids)
Biological process (GO): protein homooligomerization; potassium ion transmembrane transport
Cellular component (GO): membrane; voltage-gated potassium channel complex
Molecular function (GO): delayed rectifier potassium channel activity
Source: RefSeq, a predicted model, not a curated record